Ogataea angusta is the source of this 360-nucleotide messenger RNA. RefSeq lists its product as uncharacterized. Lineage: Eukaryota; Fungi; Ascomycota; Pichiomycetes; Pichiales; Pichiaceae. Gene Ontology annotation, molecular function: structural constituent of ribosome. The record is from RefSeq and is a predicted model, not a curated record. Gene Ontology annotation, biological process: translation. Gene Ontology annotation, cellular component: ribosome. The transcript is spliced from 2 exons. Bases 1 to 360 code for a protein of 119 amino acids.
AUGGCGGGUAUAACACUUCAUACGGUGGACGAAAGCCAGAUUGGCUGGCUUGGCUCCGCCAUCGUGCCCAGACUAACAAACAGGUCGAAGAGAACUAAGAAGGUUGGAAUCACCGGUAAAUACGGUGUCAGAUACGGUUCUUCUCUGAGAAGACAAUGUAAGAAGCUCGAAGUUCAACAACACUCCAAAUACGACUGCUCGUUCUGCGGAAAGAAGACCGUCAAGAGAGGAGCUACUGGAAUCUGGACUUGCAAGUCUUGCAAGAAGACUGUUGCUGGAGGAGCCUACACCGUUUCGACUGCUGCUGCCGCCACCAUCAGAUCCACCAUCAGACGUCUGAGAGAGUUGGCUGAGGCAUAA